UUUAGGUUAUAGUGGCACCAGUGGAAGGUAUCGAAAAUGGCCGCUGUAAUAUCUGUAUUCUAGGAUCACCUUGGGGUUGCUAACGCUAAGUUUGAAAUUCCUGAGACGGAAUUGUGAAUAGUUGCAAGAUGUCAAAAGCCAAAAUUUUAUUAGUAGGACCAUGCGGCGUCGGGAAAUCUGUGGUAGCAAAUUUUUUAUCAGAUCAGACUGAUAUUUUGAACAGUAAAUAUCGUCCAACGAUUGGGGUGAGAAUUCUUGAGUUUGAAACAUCACUCGGCAAUAGCCUGAAUGUCGAUGUCGAGUUAUGGGACUGCAGCGGAAGUGAAAGCUUUGAAACAUGCUGGCCUGCAAUGGCUUCUCAAGCAGAUGGGGUGAUCAUUGUCUAUGACCCGCUCAUGAAAGAGCCAAGCCCGGCCGUAGAGACUUUAGUCAAUUAUUUCAUCACAAGUAACGGAUUAAAAGAGAUGCAAUGCAUGUUGUUUGCUAACAGUAAAGGAAGAGAAUCAACUACAGUAACCUCUCCACUACCAUCUGUAUUAAACUAUGAAGUUAACUUGGAAAAACACCCAGGAGAAGUUAUGGACAACUUUAAAGAUUUUUUAAAGAAAGUUUUUAAUAAAUUAUCUGCAUCACAAGAAAGAGAAGAACUUGAUAUAAUAAAUUGAUGUGUGGUUAUCUGUAACUACAUUGUUCAUUUUUAAUCUGGGCUGAAAACUUGAACUUGGUAAGGAUACAUUAAGCUCAAGUAACAAACUUUUAACUUACUCUUAAAAUUUAAAGGUUAAAGGGGCAUACCAAUGAAAAACGAAAAUUUGUAUUUGGUAAUGUUCAAAUGCAAUAUUCAAAUGCAAUAAAAGUAUCAUCAAAGGUAAAAUAAACAACUUUAUAAAAAAUACAAGAAAAGUGGUGUUUGAGCAACAGUAAAUAUAAAACUUCAUACAAUCAAAAAACUAAAACAUAAUAGAGUCUAUGAGUUCCAUUUUUUUACUUAAUUACAAAUAUGUUUUGCUAUUUUUUUCGGGAGCUGAUCCGUUGUUUACAUUUGAGCAUUUCUAUCGGUACACAAAUUUUGAUUUUUUGUUGGUAUGUUUUUUUAAAGUGCUAAAAUCCCAUUUACAUUUCUAUUCUAUAGGAUAUUAGAUAAGUUAUAUUAUGAUAAACCAAACUACAGUUGAUUACAUUGCAAAUUAUUGCGCUUUCCCAUGUUAUCAAGUUAUUGUACUAAAUAUUUUUAUCUACUUAGUGAUUAGUGAAGAAAUAAUUUUUUUAUUAUUAAACCCUUUAAUCAUUGUUGCAGUUUCACUGUUUUGUGAAAUUAUACGUUUGGAUUUAAGUUGCUUUGUAAUAAAUUCUAUGCUAGA
Messenger RNA from Ciona intestinalis (vase tunicate), 1361 nucleotides. NCBI's taxonomy places the organism in Eukaryota, Metazoa, Chordata, Ascidiacea, Phlebobranchia, Cionidae. The record is from RefSeq and is a predicted model, not a curated record.